Messenger RNA from Xenopus tropicalis (tropical clawed frog), 1430 nucleotides. RefSeq lists its product as uncharacterized. The record is from RefSeq and is a predicted model, not a curated record. The coding region runs from base 220 to 1338 and encodes 372 amino acids. Lineage: Eukaryota; Metazoa; Chordata; Amphibia; Anura; Pipidae. The transcript is spliced from 2 exons.
CUUCUACCUUGUAUCCAAAAAAACACAGAAAGACAUUAUGACACCCAAGUCAGUAUAACUGACGUAAUUUACAGAUAUGAGUCAUGUUCUUAGUUUCAUUUCCUCCCAACCAACCCUGUAAUGUGAAGUAAAGUAUAUCAGCUGUAUUGUGCUACUGGCAGCCAUUUCCUUGUCACUGCUCCCUUGGCUCCGUACCGGCACCCACCCCACACAGGAGCAAUGGCGGCCGCUCAGCCUCUAUAUGAACUAAGAGAACUACAGGGUUUAAAUGGAUCAGUUGGUAACUUUGUAGAAGGCAAUUUUUUGUCUGUUGAACAGAUCCAUGGCUGCUUGAAGCGUGAAGAGGAUCAUUUAAAUGAAGAAAGGAAGAAGAUGAUUGGUUACAUUGAAAGAACAAUUCCGGACCAAUUCCUGCAGUUGGGAAUAACCUUCCCAGUCACGAGGCUGCAGCACGUCACUACUGAAACUCCGACGAGGCAAAUUGUGCAGUCGGGAUAUUUCCGUGCUGGAGACCAAUCUAGAUUGCCAUGGAGCCACCCCAAUGCCAAAUUGUUAUACUGGAGCGUGGAGAUCCUCAAGGAGCAGAUAGAGGAGCUACGUCAGGAGGCUUUCCAAGCUCUUCAGGCAAUGGUCCCACCACACAAUGCCAAAGUAUACGAAGAAGACUUCAACUGCCAGUUUGCCGACUCUCCUGCAUUUAAAUCUGCUUCUCGUUAUGGAAACUUCAAGUUCUCAUUGCCCCUAUCAGAUCUCCUCUUUGAGUAUAAGGAGCAGCACUGCCGGGAUGCUGAGCUAGAGUUCAGGGUGCUGGGCACUGCCAUGUACAGUAAGGAGAUUGCUCAUAUUGUAUUAGUGCACAGCUCUAGGGCUACUGAAUUCAGGGACCUGCCCCCUGUGCCCAUUGUUGGGAGAAAUGCCAAUUCCUUACCGUUCGUCUUCCAAUCCCAAGAAGACGGAAAGUUGUAUUGGAGACCUGAGUCUACAGCUGACGUCUUAAAAAUGAGAAUCUCUGAAAACCAGUGCCGUAUGCGGGAAUGUCCUCUGAGUUGCUUUAAAUAUGCUGCAUAUGGAGUCUGUGACCACUAUAGAGACACCUACUGUGUUUGGAACCAUCUGAUAUUGGCUUUCCACCUGCCUGGGAAUGAGCCCCUGAGGAUCCCUAGGGAGAAGCUGCUGGAGAGUCUCUCUGCCUGUGAUAUUCUGGAGCCGUAUCUCAGAGAAGAAGAAACGAGACUGAGACAACAAGAAGGAGCCCAAGAUAUAAUCAGAAGCCUGAAGGCAGAACCAGUAGAGAGGAAGAAACUGAACCCCGGGAAUGGCAGCGAGCCCCCUUGUUGAGCAGAAAUGAUCAUCAAUAAUAAUCAUGAAGUCUGAGCCUGAAGUUGUUCUACAUUGUUGAAAGAAAUGGAUAAAAGUAAUAAAUGAUCUGA